Pygocentrus nattereri (red-bellied piranha) is the source of this 3636-nucleotide messenger RNA. RefSeq names its product zinc finger protein 800a (gene znf800a). NCBI's taxonomy places the organism in Eukaryota, Metazoa, Chordata, Actinopteri, Characiformes, Serrasalmidae. Bases 544 to 2760 code for a protein of 738 amino acids. The transcript has 6 exons. The record is from RefSeq and is a predicted model, not a curated record.
CCAACUCGAAUCAACAGACUAGUGUUUCAUUUCGCGCUUUAGUCAAUAACAGGCUACAAAUGCUGUAGUUCGUACGAAAACUGCAGGCUAGUUUGCAAAAAAUGAGUUUUUCCAAAGUUUAGUCAGUUCGCCGUCCUGAGCGCCAAAACGCUGCGAAUCGAGCUCGCUGAGCAGAAACUCCCGCUUCUAACGCGCUACAAAAGCGUUUGUCUGAACGGGGGCCCUGACCAUCUGCCCCCGUCUGAAGCGGAGGCCACACCGCGCCGUUUCCGCGGGGCUUUUUUUGUGGCUAGCUGCACCUUUUGCGCAACGCCCGUGUCGUUUGGGAAGGAGCCCUGGGUGCACAAAGGCAGCCUCCUCUCCGAGAGGGCAGCGCCAGAGAGGCGAGUCACACACACACACGCACACACUCACGCACGCACUUACACACGCACACACACAGAGAGGCUCUACAUCCACUCGGCUAAUCCUCCACCCUCGCUGCGGAGUCGUCUCUGCCCAGGCCCGGGCCCUGCUGGCUUAUUUGGAACAAAGGUCUGAGAGAUGGAGGAAAGUGCCACUGAAGUGAACAUGACCAACGACAAGUGCUGUCAGACUGAAACACUGCAGCACUGCUGUUGCCAGCCAGCUGCAUCCCAUCAAGAGGAUUCUGAACAACCCCAAGUGCGUACUUUUGAGCCAGGAGACCCACCUCUACUUCAGCAGCAGCUCCAGACUUCCAAGUCAGGAAUUCAGCAAAUUAUUGAGUGCUUUCGCACAGGUACAACCCAGCUCAGACACAUGUUGUUGAAGGAAGUUGAUACCAUCUUUGAGUGCAAACUCUGCCGAAGCCUUUUUCGUGGGCUGCCCAAUUUGGUGACACACAAAGAGUUUUACUGCUUUUCUGCACGUCCUGAGCAAGAGGACUCUUCACAACGAAAUAGCCAGAACCAGGCUAUCAAAGACCUUCUAGAGGCAAUUUAUCCAAGGGACAAAGAAGAGCAUGUGAUUCAAUUAGAAGCAAUAGAGACCAACCCCAACGCUGUGUUCCAACACCUGUCUGUUGAUGAGAUGUUUGAAGAGGAAAAUAUAACCUCAUCCAUCAAUCCAUUGCAACACAGCUCAGUAGUGCAGAAACAUAAUCGGCGCAAGCCUAUUGUAGCCCCAAAAAAGGUUGAACAGCAUGACAUGGAGGAUGACAUGGAUACAGCACUUGAUACAUCUCCAGAGAGAGAAGGUCCAAAAUCCCAAGAAAUAGGGAACAAUGAACAGUGUGAGAGGGAGGAAGAUGAAGAGGAGACCACCUCUGAGAUGAAGGAAACCAGGAUAUCCUGUUGCCUUUGUCGAAAGGACUUCAGUUCAAGGCGCAGUGUGCGCCGCCACUGCCGUAAGAUGCAUGGACAGAAGCUAGAGGAGUUGCGCAAGUUCACAGAGACACGCACGGUGCCCAUCAGUUUGCUGUCUAUGGUGAAGACCAAGCGUACAGAGGACCCUGCACCAUCUGUCAGCAAGAGCUGCCCAGUGUGCCAGAAAUCCUUUGCUACCAAGGCUAAUGUCCGUCGCCACUUUGAUGAGGUCCACCGGGGCUUGAAGCGAGACUGCAUUACACCUGACAUUGCCACUCGGCCUGGUCAGCCCCUUUCACUUGAGGUUUCAGCUCUUUCCCCAAAACAACCGAGCUCUUCUACAAAGCCAGACCAGCAAGAGUAUGGCUUAUCAACCUGUCGUUGCAGGCUGUGCAAAAGGAAGUACAGUUCUGAGGUAAUGCUGAGGAGACAUAUGCGCAUUGUCCAUAAGGUUCAUACAUUAGAAAAUGGAUCUUCUGCCAGUCGCGCCCUCUUUACAAGGAAAGCCAAAACAAAACCUGAACCCGAAGAUGCAGACUGUUCUGUAAAAUGUGCCCUUCCUUCGAGUCCUUCCCCUUCAAAUGAUAGUGACAAGAGUGCUGCGUCCUCUGCAUCAAAGAGUAAAGUCACAGAGAGCAGUGGAAGUAUCACAGUGAGCUUUGACUUUAAACGGAUCUAUUGCUGGCUGUGCAAGCGGCAGUUCAGCUCCAGUCAGAACCUGACCAAGCACAUCACUGAGCUACACAUGGAUGGGAAUGACAGCAUCUACAUCAAGUUUUACGCCUGUCCAAUCUGCAGAUAUGAGUCGCGGCGAAAGCGGGACGUCAUCCGUCACAUUACUGUGGUUCACAAGAAGUCCUCCCGCUACCUGGCGAAGAUCAUGCCAGCCUUGGAGAGUCGGGCAGUGAAGAAGCCAGCAGAGGUUGUGCUAAAUAGCACUGCCAAGAGGACAACUUUAAAGGAGGAAGCCUCUGGGAAGCACCACGUUUCAAUACCCAGCACACUUACACCAGAGCCUGCAGUUCCACCUAAAACAAGUCAGCAAGAGACCCCCGGAUUGAAAGUUGAACCAUCAGUCUCCCCAAACGCUCGUAAGAGUUCUGCCCUCACAUCUCUGAACACAGGGAAGCAAGAACCUUCACAGCUCCCCAAAGUAAGUAAACCAGAGAAGAAGCCCCAAGAGCCAAAGAAUCCACACAAUACUCGCAGUCACAACCCUACUAGAGGACCUCCUGUCACUAGAAGCCAAGAAUCUUGUACAGAGGUGAGGGUUACAAAGAACUUCUCCCUGCAUGGAUGCGACAUGUGUGGUCGGGCGUUUGCCAAAAAAGUUUUCCUUGAGACACACAGGCGAAGCCACAGGACCAGUAUCCCUCCCCCAGCAAAGGCCACAAAGAUACAGGGAAGGAGUACUCGGUCAAAAGCGCUGAUAUGAUUGUUUUCUUCUGCCACUACAUUGCACAUUCUCACUGGACUGUCCUAUAUAUGAGUCUUCAACAAAUAAAAUGCAGCGAUGUUGGAAUGGAAAGCUUUAACAGAAGGAGGAUCACUAUUAAAUGGAAGGAUUAAAUACAAAUCCUGAGGAAAGAACACCUCCACCAAGUGUUUGUUUUCAGUUUUGUACUGCAGAGGGCGCUGUGACCAAACAAAUGAUCUCCAGGAACAAUCCUUUAACAUGAAAGUUAUCACUGGGUAGGAAUGAGUUACAUUUACUAGAUUACAUGUACUUAUGAAUUCGAAAGAAUAUGUACAUUGAGUAUUGUGACAAUACUUUUUACUUUUACUGAAGUAUAUUUGUGAAGAAUAUACUUUUUAAUUAGACAUAAGGUCACUCACCUCUAGAAGCUUUUUUUAUCUUUUUGUGUUUAUCGCUAUUUGUUGCUGACUGCGUCUUCAUUGUCGGUCACAUCUCAGCUUUAACUGUAGACCAGUAGUCUUUCAAAAAGAACGAUUUCAAAUAAAGACAUCAGUUUUGAAAUCAGUAAAUGCCUUUUUGUCCUGUGGAGUUGCAGUUCUGUUGAUGGCUCUGAAUAAUAUUGAUCAUCUAAAUCAGAGAAACUUGGUGCUGGAAUAGUUGGGUAACAUCUUGUUUGACUGGCUAUCUUAUGGGUUUUUUUUUUUUUUUUUAACUCGCUCUACUUCUUUUUGGAGAGCUGUUUGAGUUGUUUUUAAGUAACAGUAUAACAGCUACUGUACCUUGAUUGUGAUUUUUGACUAGUCAGCCCAUCUCUGACUGCUAUAAAAAUCUAGAUGAAAUUUGAUAUUUGUGAACUGCUCUGUUAAGAAAAAUAAAAUUUGUAAAUUCUGAUGA